CAGCCGAAUGCGAUCGCGGGGGCUCGUGCAACCAGACGACUCUCGCUCGCUGUCAGUCGUCCAGCAGUAGUCGAGCGGUUCGCACGUAGUGUCACGGCUCGCGUCUCGUGUCCGUGUACAAUACAAUCAAUACAUACAUAGCGCGUUGUAUAUGUGUGUUCUUCAUUCGGUCGCCCUUGGAAAUAGUGAUUGAGAAAAAAGUUUUUUUUUGCUUGCUUUUGUACACACAGUGCUGUGAAUGUUUCGAAGUAGGAGGAGGUGAAGCAAAAGGUAGAAGACGAAUGUGAAGAAGAAGCAACAGAAAGCAAAAUACGAAAGAAGUGCUUUUGUGUGGCGAACAAGGUUGUCGGUGUGUCCGUGGUGUUGCACCAUCAAGGAAGAGGUGAAAAGUUACUGAAAAAUUUCUAUCCGUGCAAGCUCAAAAGUGAACAUCGGCAAUUGUAGCAGUGCGGUUUUCUCGCGUAAACUGCCGUAUCGUGAUACAGUUAGUUCGCAAGCCGUGGGGACCAAUCAGAAGAGGAUCUUGGCCCAUGCUUGGCAAUCCGACACAUGAGGAGCAUUGUGAUUGUGACAAAACGCGUUAACCGAUCGUGAUUUGAAUGCUCAAUGAAGCAGUGAUAUGCUGGUAGUGCGAAGCAGUAACCGAGAGACGAUUACGAAACCAAAUAAGCAAUUCAGGUUUCUAGCGAAACCCUGAAGUUUCGUACGCGUGUGGGUCGUUAAGCUACCAACUUUCUCCAACAAACCGUACGUAGAUAUCCGAUUCCGGCUGCACACCGGAGCCUGGCAGCCGAGCUGGGUGUCGAUUUUCUCACCCGAUCGCCCUCGGUUCGGUUUGCACAAGAAGAAACAAAGGAAAGUUGCCCCCGAAGGAGUAGAAAACGGAACAAACCGAUGAAACCGACGACAAGAGUGUUGCAAGAAAAGUUCCACGCGUACAUGUGAGAAGUGCAGCUCUCGACGGCGGCAAGUGGCAAGUGUGCGUUUCCGUCGCUGCGUCGGUGUUGGUGCAGAAGUGUUUGCGACGGUGCGUUGGUGGUGGUGACUGGGCACCAGAGAAGCGAUUGACGGCUGCUUUCCAUUGUUUCUCACAAUCCGAAAAAUAAAAGAAGUGUAGACGCUGCUGAACCAUAGAAGAAUCCGAAAGAAACCUUCAGUGAAAUGGGGAUGAAUUAUUGUGCAAUUACUGCCGGCGGUCUUGGCCAUCAAUCUCGGGCCUAAACUGUGCCUCGGUCCGUUCGAAACGUUUCUUCCUCCCGCCUCAGCAGUGUCAGUGAAUGUGUGCCCCAAGUGCUUUUGCGAAAGAAACAUCCGCUGUUCCGUGAUUUAUUGUUAUACUCGUGCCAAGGUGCAAUCCGCGAUUGUUGUUUUACGAAGAAUCGACCCGAAAACCUAGAAUGAUGUUGCUGCCGCGGCCGAUGGUCGUUGAUGCGUUCCGUUGUUCUGAUUGGAUUACAACAACGACAGUAGCGCUAGCGCUACGCCCUCCUGUGUGCAAUAUGGAUUAAGUAGGUGCUAUUUUUAGUGUCACUUCAGUGUCGUCGUCGUCGUCUUCGUCUGCUUUGCGACCGCAACUGUCGUCGUUUUCGUCGCCACAGUGAAUGUGUGAAUGUGAUGACCCCAUUCUUGGGCACCAGCCACUUUGGUCUGCAACUUUUUACGUUUUUUUUUGGAUUACCACAAUCACCGUUACAAUCAUCCCGAUAUUAUCAUCGAUCGUUGAGUGAUAUCCGUCGUUCCAUGCUGAAUACGUUAAGUUUGUGAAGUGAAGUGACCCAAAUCGAACCCAGGAUUACCCGUGACUAGAGUUAACGGUGAUUGCAACUGAUAACUGCAAAAGCAACAACAACAAAUGUAGUUAUAAAGAGAAGCUGUUCAAAAGAAAAGGAUAGCAAUCAACCGCCAACAAUCACACCGAACCAACAGCUAACACAAAUGUCGCGAAAGUACCAACACGUGCAAGUUAAUCUCACCGAAGGCAGCACCAGCUAGGGCACUGCACCGACACAAACCAGAAAUAGAUCAUGGAAUCAGCACAAGAGGCAGCGUCGCCGCAAGAUCAGUCGCAACCAGCGACUGAUCCUUUAGCGAUUGGCGACAGCUCCGACCAGCAAGAACCAAGUUCCACGGGAAUGGAACCCACUUCUAUUACGGAGUCACAGUCAAGCAAAGAGGCUGAACCUGUUCAACCACCAGAUACGUCUGGACUAGACAAUGCCGAGCCGCAGGCCAUCGAUACUCAACCACCGGUUGCCCAAAGCCCUCCUGUUGAACUGUCUUCGGCAGAAAUGGUGACGGUCAACACUCUAGAUAAUGUAAUGAAAUCACCUACUCAGGAGCCAAUGAUAGAUCCACUGGCCCCCUGUGAACCUCUGCCGGCAGUGGUGGAAGAAUGUCAGACAACGGGACCUGCGAAGGUUCCGACACCGCCCGAGGAAGAACCACUCAUCCCCAGGGAGGACAAACCUGAUCCGGCACCUCAGGAAACCAUCGGUAGUGUAAGCAGUAGUGAUAAGGAGGCAGAUUUGGUUCAACAGAAACAGACAACCGAAGAAGAUGCCUCAGUCAAUGCUCAACCAACUUCAUCAGAUAAUCAAACGGAGCCCGCAACGGAACCUCCGCAGCAAACUAAUUCUUCAAACGAGGUUCCCUCAAGUAGUAACAAUAGCAGUAGUACUAGUAACAGUAACAGUUUUACCGCUGGCAGCAGCAGUAGUAGUGGUAGCAACCUCGGCAUCCGGAAUGCCGUCACUAGUGAUAAUAGUCUAAAGAUAAACGGUAUUAGUGAUCUUAGCAUACUCGAUGUUACCCAAGGUAACGACGAUGAGAUUGAAGUGAAAGUCGAAGGUGGCAGUCUUAUGCACAAGGUGAUAAAGUUUUCCCUUUUAAACGGGAUGCAGGACAGUAGUAAGCGACUUGAGAAUAGUCGGUUGAUAAUGAGUGGCGUUGGUAGUAACCCUACCAUUGAGAAGACACUGGCGUCGACUUCGUCGCUCGGUCGAACUGCUCUCGGUGGAGGACCUUUGAGGCAAAGUGAUAAAGCAAAGGAAGAAGGUUUCAAAGGUGGUGGUAGCAGUUCGUUCGACAGUUCCAAGACUACACCGCCGGCUUGUUCCAAUGUUCGGCCUCCAUCCGUGGGGCCAAGCUCAUCUCCGAGCAGCUCCAACAGCAACAGUUGUGACAGUGGAAGUAAUGCAAACAAUAGUGACAGCUCUGAAUCAAAACCGAAUCGGACAGAAGAGCCUAGUGAACAAAUGGCACAUUCCGUAGAUAGUAGUAACGUCAACAGUGGCACCAAUGUUGAGAGCGUUCGAGAAGAAAGUGUCAGUGAUACCUAUAGCAAAAGUGCGUCGUUAGACUUUCGAGAAUGGCCUCCAACUAGCACGGGUUCAACGGUUCCUGCAUCUACAUCUAGCAGUCCCACUGCUCCUGCCCCUACGACUACGGCUGUGGCAGUCAGUACUGCUUCUUCUUUCGAUGUAUCAAAUGCCAACAAGGAGACUGAACAACCUACAAACACAAAUAAUGCUGCCCCUGUAGCGAAACGCCCCAAAGCGAUGUAUUAUGCAGAGUUGCCAGACUUUAGUAAACCGAUAUUCUCUGCUCCAAGUCUGACGUCCAGCACUCCAUCAUCCACCACAACUGGUAGAGACCGCAACAAUACUGCUCAGCCUGCCAAAAGCCUAAGUCAACUGCAGAUGAAGACGCCUGACUUCAGCCGAAUUAUUGGUCCACAAUCCAGUUCGGCAGGCAGCCCUCCCACAUCUACAGCUCCGGCAGCUUCAGCGCCAGUAUCAACGACAACUUCAAGAUCUCACGAACUUCAGAUCGCCAAUCCCGACUUCUCCAAAAGUUUCGCACCCAAUCAGCAUCCAUCGAUGCCCACAACUUCUUUCGCUUCGUCUUCCAGGCCUGAUGAGCGGUCCAAUUAUAUAAACCCCACAUCGUUUGCCGAAAUUAGCAAGCAGCGAAAUUACAUAAGUGAUCUACAGUUGAAACAUCCGUCCUUUCCUGAAGGCCCAACGUCACAACCUGGAGUUGUGAAAGCACCGUCAUCCAGCCUUCCUCCGCAAGGACCUUCGAAUCUCAACAGCUAUAGAAUUGAAAAACCUGCAACCGCGUCAAAACCGUACCCACCAAGUCUGUACCGUCAAGAGCCUCCCGCUCAAGUACAGCUGGAAGAACCCAAAGCACACGUAAUCCAUAAGGCAGCGGGUAACCAGGAAACCUCGAAACCCUGGAACCCUGCUCUGGAAUACUCCCCUAAAUCGUACAACCAACCAAAUGAAAAGGAGCGGUAUCCCCAUCCCUACCCAACUGGACCUAAAGGGCCCACACCUCUGCCCAAUGAACCUCCUGCUCAAUCUUACCCUGGAUAUUCACCAUAUCCACCUAGUAGCAAAAGCAGUAAAGAUCAAACUCCAACCUCCGUGCCGGUAACGCACCCAGGUGGCAUCAUCGUCAACAAUAUCAAGACGUACUAUCCUGAACCACAUCAACCGUUGCCCAAAUCGAAAGACCUGGAGUUUCGAUUAGAACACAAAGAAAAGCAACUCCGCCAAGAGGGCACAAUCAUUACACUAAAGACUAAUGACAGCCGUCCAGCGACCAGCAAUCCACCGGCAGCUCAAAACCCACAAUACCCUCCCCAACCGUACCAGGCUUCUCGGUCACGGCCACCUGCCACGGAACGCCGCAACGAGACCCAGGAAAUCCUGUACCGAGACUUCAAGCUCAAACAAUCGUACGAGAUGCCACCGCAGUCUUCCCUACGGAUGCCGCCAUCCUCCAGACAACAAGAGGAGUCUCGACCUCACGUUAGUCAAGACCAUACCACACUUCCACGGGACCGAUCACCGUACGAUCCGUACUAUCGGGGACCACAGCCAGUUCCUCAAAAUCCAACGGCUUCUAAGUACUACCCUCCCCUCGAGCAUCACAAGCAGUCCGUUAGUCCAGCUCCGUCUGCUACUCCAUCGCCCACUCCGAUGCAUGCGCAAAACCGUAGCCCUGCCCCAAUCCCUGGCAAACCACUUCAACACGGACUUGGCAGCGGCAUGAUGCACCCACCCUCGAACUGGCCCAAUCAAAGCCGUGCAAUUCCUAGUCCUCAUGGAAGCUCUACAUCAUCGCCUUCAUCAGCACCACCCUCGAUCAGUCCGAACCACUUCGUACAACAAAAGAACUCACCUAGUCCGGUUCACUCCUACGGACCUCAACCAGGUCCAAGUCACGCCUACAAAUCACCCAGUCCGUCAUCAUCCUCCUCACCUGCACCUUAUACGGGGCAACCAUCACAAUCCGGUGCCGUGACCAAGUACACACAGUACUAUCCAUGCGGAAACGGUGAACGCGUAGUAAGCAUCGAGAUCAAUAAAGACACCUACAAACCUGGCCACAAAGAAUUGGACUACAACAUGGAGCAGAAGUUCGCUGAAGUCUGCCAGGCACACGAAAUGAAAGAAAAGCAAGCUAAAGCUGCGGUUAAGAUUACCGAACCCCAAAGGUCACAACCCUACCCCAGUGGGUCGGCAGAGUACUCCUACAGGCAAGCUCCCUAUAAACAAGUGGAUAACAGGCCUCAGGAAGCAUACCGAGAUGAAUAUGGACGAUCUCGAACUAUUCCAACAUCAGCAACUCACGCUCAAGCACCACGAUAUCCACCACAGGAGAAUCCCAACUAUGGACAGUAUUAUCAACAGCGUCUAGGCUCCGAUGUGGAAAUACGCAAGUCACAAGAUCCUCCACAGCCUUACAAAACCUCCUCUAGUCGGGAUCCUUCGCCAGCUCAACGGUAUGGGUCUAACGAAUCACUGUAUCAUCACCACUCAAAACAACCCGGUUACCCUCCAGCGCACCCUUCAAGUUCUAAGGCACCACCGCAGCACCAUCCCAUGUACCCCUCGGCAGGGAAUGAACCUCCGGGACCGUCGUCCCAAUACGGCUCUGUGGCAAAAAGCUCCUAUCCAAGUUCACCGUACGAGCGACCGCCGGAGAAUCCAUCUGUGAUAAGCAAUACCUACAGCCAAGAACGCGGUUCAUCGAGUAGACCUUCGUAUCCUGAAUCGCGGCAACAUGCACCUGUAGAUCUAUAUCCUGCCGCAGGUCAUCCAUAUCAACCUGCGAUUCCACCUGCCAAAUCAGCUUCCUCGCAUCCCUAUCCGCAUCUACCGGGUCAGGCCCCACCGGUACCCCCCACCAGCAGAGAUAACCGAGGUCCCUCUGCCUGGCGGUAUCAACAGCAGCAACAGCAACAGCAACAACCACAAAUUCCACCUCAACAACCCGGAUCUUCAGCCUACGGUCAUGAUCGGCAUCAUCCACCCGUUCGUGAUGAACGGCAAAAUCCUGUCAUUCAAGCACCGGUCAAUAAGAACAUCCCUGUCAAAGUGAUAGCAACGGUCAACACACCGCCGGUUGCUCCAUCUUCGACGACGAUAGCACCAGCUACAAGCACCACCAAACGAGAAUCUCCGCUUGAUCUUUCGGUAAAAACAGUCAAAACUAAGGCCGAUUCUACCGGAUGCGACGACUAUGGUCACAGCAGUAGAGGUCGUGACACUCUCCCCAAAGUGAACUUCAAUCCGAACUUCAAGAAGCACAUUCCCAGUAUACCAGAGCGACCACCUCAGGAUACUCGGAAACCACCUCAACCUGUUCAACCACCACAACCGUACCAUCCUCACAUGGCCAGAGAACCUCAACCAAUUCCACAGCAUCACCCACAAAUGCAUGCUGCUGGACCGUCGUCUAAGCCUUCUCCAGCGAUGCCUCCUCAUCCUGAUCAUCGGCAAAUGCCCGUAAUCGGAUCGGCAAUUCCUCCGGGUUAUGACAAGAAGACAGACGCCUACAUGUCUGCCAACUACCGAGCUGUUGGUGGUCCUGCUGAAAACAUUAGAGACGCACGAUAUCUACCAGAUAACCGAUAUCCUCCUCAACAGCCGAGACCUGAUCUUCAAGAUCAACAAGCAUACAGAGGACCACCGCCAGGUGGGUCUUCCUACCCACCACGGUUACCACCUGGAGCACCAAUGCCUCCACAUCAGUAUCCAAAUGUUCCUCCAAAAUCGGAGCCAUUCUAUCCCGGUGGUGUCAAGCCACCCACCUCUGCCUCAAGUAGAAGUGUGUAUUACCCACCGCAUGAAGUGGCACGCAGCAGUAAGAACCCUCCGGGAAUGCCCAAGCUCUCGAUGGAUGAUCCUCGAAUUGAAGAUCGUAAGUUUGUCGAAAGCAUGCUCAAAAAGCAAGCCUCUCCUUCAGCUGAGGUUAUUGCUGAUCUACAGGCAGGAAAAUUCUCCACUAGAAUACCAAGUACUCUGGCUCCGGCCAAGAAACGUCCUGCAGAGGCUAUUCCAAAGACAUCCCCACCAAAAGCACCUCGCCUUGAGGAACCCAAUCUGCAUCGGCCGUACGAGAAUAGCUAUCGAUACCCGUCACAACCUGGUCCUGCUGCUCCAAGGGACUACUAUCCGGCUCCGGUCAAGCUUGAACCAGCAAGUCCACAACCUGCCGGAAUUUAUUAUGCCGAAAAACGUUCCGAGAUGCCUUCAAUAACCCGAGGUGUGCUGAACAGUCCUCAAAGCCAACCGCCAUCAUCCAUGGCAAACCACUCGGUGCUGCAACCUAAUACUCAGCAGAGUUCUCAUACCUCAGUCAUCACAAGCUACCAUCCACCCAGCAGUAGACCGGAAGUUCCACGGGUACGAGAAGAAUCUCCAAAUCAGAGAGACUACCGGCAACAACCCCCCUACGGUCAACCAGAUGAUCGUCUGUUCUAUCCGAAGCCGGAGCCCUUUCGUCACGGCCACGGUGAUUCAAAGUACUUUGGAUCAUCGUUAGAUAAAACCUCCCCAGCCUCAAUGAAUGCUGUUCAGCCGACCAACAACAACCAGCAUCAGCAACCGCCAACAGUGGUCAUGCAGUCUCAUAUACAAUACGGUGGCCAGAAACUACCUCCACAACCACCAUUAUCAUCAUCUCAAUCGUCAAUUCAACACUAUAAACGACCGGAAGUCCUUCAAAGUCCUUCACGGCCUGAUUACUACAACCUACCAAACCAUGCACAAUCCAAGCCAACCAUAAUGGAAAAUCACCACAGUAGAUCCUACGAGAAUCUACCGCGUUUGAUCAGCGAUCCUCCCAAGCUAAGUCCUGAAUAUAGAUCUACACCUCCGCACCAAAGCUCCAGUCAGGAAUCUCUCAACAAAAGCUCUCCAGCCCCGUCCCCACAGCAUCGCGGCGCAGAUCAAUCCGUAAUCUCCAAGCUACGGACAAGUCUCGAACAGAAGGAACGCAUCAAUCAACUCCGCAAGCAAACCAGUUCGGAAAUGUCAGAGGAGGAUUCCAAGCCCCAGGAAAUGAGUUCCUUUCCGCCGUCUCACUUUCGCUCCAAAGGCGCCAUGAAAGCUUACACUCCGAUCCCAAACUUUGACAUGCCAAACUCGGCCGCCUCUCAAUCAACGCAGCCCCCUCCCCCACCACCGCCAGCACAGGCAGUCGGAUCACCGCGGCCACCCAGCCCAAUCAAGUCCGAACCGGUGGAGAUCCCAAAGGAGCCAAUUGAACCUCCGGCCGAGAUCGAGGGAACCUCUGCGCUCGAUAUCCUUGACUGGGGGAGCGCCUGCAACGAAUUCGUUGAACAACUGCAAACGGGCAAAAAGCGAGGGCGGCGGAAAAGAGGGAUCGCCGCCAAACGUGACUCCGAUCAGUUAACGGGACUGGCCGACGAGGGGUUUAGAGUUGAUCUGCCCGGAGUGGCCAACAGUUCCCUGUCGGAAGUUCCCCAAGAAGUACUUAAAAAUGCCUCUUUGGAAAUUGGAGAACCCGACAGCACCAGCGAUGAGGACAAACCACUGCAUUUGCUCAAACAACAGUACAGUUCUACGGGGGAAUUGAAGGAGGAGCAACUGCAAGUUAUACAAAAUCUGACGAAAGAGAAACAAUCGGAGAAGAUAGCAAGAAAUAUGCGGGAGAAGCAGCGAUUGGAACAGGAACAGAAGCACGAAGCCAAACUGGGGCGCUGUAGCAGCUCGGAAGACGAGCCCGACACGAAGCGAUUGGUACAGCGAUCGAAGAUGCGGGCGAGGAAGUUGCGCAAUAGGUUGAGUGUGCCGCUUAAAUCGUCCGAUGUGAACACGGAUGAAGAAGAUGAAGAGGAAGAAGAGCAAGACCAAGCAAGAGAUUUGAGAAAGCGGAAACGUUUGGAUCAGACCACGUCCGAAUCGGAAGCGGGGAGUAAUGCCAAAAGGAUGAACCGUUGUCAAACGCAGGUGAAGCAAGAGAAUGGAACCGAAUUAAGUUCGGAUGAAGACGAAUCAAAGUCUCCGGGAAAGAAGGAUGCUGCAACACCAGAGGUGAAAAAAGAAGCUCAACAAGGUGCUCGUUCUGACAGCGAGUCGAACGAUGUUAAGACAAAGGAAUCGGUAAGCGGCAAGAAAAAUUGUGAGGCUGAUGAUGUAUCGAGUGACAAUGAAUCGGAGAAAGAUACGAAAGAAGUGAAGGAAGGUGAAUCUAAAAAGGCUGUGAAGACUAGGACUUCUUCAAGGUCCAGGGCGGUAGAAGAGCCGUCGGAUAGUGAGGAGUCAGCUGUUGAAGAGGAAACAAUGACUCGUUCGAAGAGCAAGCUAGAGUUGGAGAAGCGUCGAUCAAACAGCAAGGUGUUACGCAAUGAUAAGAUCGUAGGGAAUUUUGUAAGAGAGCGGAAAAAGUCGGAGAAUAUAACACCACAGAAGGGUAAGAAAGUGAAUGCAAAACUGGAAGCCAGCAAGAAGAGAAUCUUGGACAGCGAUUCAGACUCAAAAACUAUAGGUACAAGGAAGCGUACCAGGAAGACGUCAAAGCUGCAAACCACAUCCGGCUCGGAAAGCUCCGAGGAAAGCGACGUGGAAACGGUAUCGGAACGCUUGCGUUCAAGGAAACAGAAGACAUCGGAAACAUCAGCUCCUUCGUCUGCUUCGAAACGAGGUACUAGUCAGGACAAUCGUACACCUGCCAAAGGUGCUAUCGACAAAAAGUACGUUAAGCAAGAGCAAAAGAAACGAGGUCGCCAGAAGAAAACAUCACAGGAUUGUGCAUCAGCCAAUACCAGCGAGAACUUUUACCCCGGUUGGGAGAAAGAAUUAUAUGAGUUCAAGCGGUCGCUCAAAGUUCCACCGGAGUUGAUCACGAUCGGAGGAAAACAGUAUGUUCACAGAAUAUCAGCAUCUUUGCCAGACUUGGAUUCCCAUCACAGUGAUGAGUCUGAGACGUUCUCGGAGAUUGUGAAGAAGAUCAACCAGAAGGAUAGUUCAAAGAGUAAAAAGGUCAAAACCAAAGCAGCCUCGAAGCAAGGUCAGAAAAGUAACCAAAAAUCUAAGGAAGAACAAGAAGAGCAGAAGAAAGUGGAAGGCAACAAGAAGUUCACAUCGAUCAUCGAAAUACUGCACGAACGGAUUCUGCGACACGCCAAACAAGCCAAGGCAAAAAAGUCCAAGAACAAAGAUGACAAAGAAGUGCUGAAACCAAAGCCGGAGCUGGAACUGCUCCCUACGCCUGGCGCUGAAAGUGAAGCUCUGUUCAACCGAAAGAAGAAGUCUCUUUUUGAUACGGCCAUUUUCAAAUCAAGAACCCGAACAGGACAGAAGGUGAUGCAGUGUAGAGAGAUCAUCCGAGAAGUUUUUGGUGGUGAUGACGAGCGACCUCAAUCGGCACCACCGUUGGCAUGCGUUCAGGAACUGAAGAACCUGACGUACGAUGAAAUGUACAACGAAAUGUUGACAAAGAGUUCGAACGUGGCCGAGGAGAUGUUUCGCGCUCAAAAGAAAGCCGAAGAGGAACGAGCAGUGGCGUCAGGGUCCGGUCAAUGCGGAUCGGGGAGCAAGGUGAAAAUCGAAGACCUGGAUGACGAAACUCAGGAUAGUGUGCUGCUGAAGGAUUCUGAGCGGAUAACCGAGGAAAACGAUACGCCAUCGGUUGUUUCGGAACGGGACUUGGCAACGCCGGUGUCGUUCAAAGGUAUUGGGAAGAAGAAGACGCACAAAAGCCGUCGCAAGGGGAGUUCUGGUUUCGACUACAUUCGGAAGAAGAAGAAGCCAGUGGUGAACAAUGGCGAGAAUAGCACUCCAGUUGUUCCCAAGAAGAAAGUCGUGUCGGUUUUCGAGAACCUCGAAUCAAAGGACGAGUCGCACAUCAGCAAGGAAAUACGGAGUUGGGUACUGAACAAAGGAGUUGGCGAGAGUGUUAUGCACAGAGCGGCAAGACUAGGUUAUACGGACGUCAUCGUGUACUGUUUGGAGCGAUUGGAGAUGGAUCCGGACACGAAGGAUAAUGCAGGAUACACUCCAUUGCAUGAAGCAUGUGCCAAAGGACAUCUGGAUAUCUGCCAUUACCUGCUGCAGUACGGUGCAAGUCAUUCUGAGCCUGCACCUUCCGGAAUGCGUCCUCUUCACGAGGCUGUGGAAAACUCCUUCAUCGAAGUUGUUCGACUGUUGUUAGCAUUCGGUGCUGAUCCGUUACUCGCAACCUACGCCGGUCAGACACCGAUUCAACUCGCAGAGAACAACGAGAUGGAGCUGUUUCUGAAGAACCACCUGUACGACAUUCAAAGUACCAACCCAAACAAGACGGGAUGGAAGCUAGAUGGACCGUGGAAAACUCAUGAUCCCGAAGAAAGUGGAUGUGACAUAUUGGCCGAUAUUCCAGGGUUCUUCGAAGAUGACAAUUUCCACAACACAUCUACUGUCACGGAGCGAUCGUCACUUAGCAAUUCCACGAAUUCUUCCGAUACGCUGGACAGUAGACAAUCUUCUUUGAACCUUCCACCUCCGCCACCACUUGCUUCUCCGGCUCUUCCGCCACCGCAAGUUCAGCAGCCCAUCCCGAAGAAGUGCGACUCUAACUCCAACAUCAUGAACUUCGAGGUCAAGAUGGAAUACAAGGACUGUGCCGUGGUGUUGAACGACAUCCACGACCGGAGCGAACCUAAGCGUAACGGAAACAACAAUAACGAUCCGCUAUCCACGUAUGUUAACGGGCAGCUUCAAUCGGUGGAAGUCAAGAGGGAACCGAGCGAAACUGUCAUCCCCAAUGGAGGUAGUGAACAAACGGGGCUAUUCAUGAACAGUGACUGUGAGGACGAGGACGGAGAUGAUGGUGAAUUCGUGUUCGAGUACGAAGAAGCCGAGCGGCCGCUGCCACCGCUGUAUCUGCUCAAGGACGAGGCCGUCGGAGACAAGUGGGUGCUGAUGACGGAUUUAUGCAACAUUUUGAAGCUGAAAUCGAAGGAAGCCGUCAUGCGACAGAUCUGCUCCAAUACGCCUGUGAAUUCGACCACACCAAGCUCCAUUGGAACGCCAGCCAACACUGCAACUGUCAAUUCGACGAACGUAACCACCAUCACGGCAACACCGAACGGAACAACCAACGGUAGCACAGCCAACCGGGAAUUGAUUCGAGAGCUCAAAAUCGAAGACUUCCUGUCCAGGGCCAGUUGCCUUCAGUUGCUUUACGCCGGCGAGAAGCUCAACAUCAACUCGAACAAGGUUGUACUGGUGAAGUACAACGAGAACGUCCGUAAUCUGCUCGCGGUGAAGACGCUGAUGACCAAAAUCUAAUUUGAAAAUGAAUGAAGAGACAAAGGAACGACUGACUGAAGAAGCUGGAUGAGGGACAAAGAACCGUAACAAACGAACAAGAGAAUAUGCCUUAAAUACGUAGAAGGAAUGGGAAAGGGUUAGAAUGAAAGGAACCAGAAAAGGUGAUACAGAGAUAGAGAAUCUGGCAACCAGAAGACUUGAAUUGCAACAGAAAUAAAGCAGAAACGGAACAAAUCUUGCUCAGGUUACGAUAUGAUUCUACGGCAUGAACGCCACAGAGUCAGAAAUUACAGUGUUCUCUGCGCUUUUCAUUUGCCUCCUUUUUUGUACGAACAUGAAUUUGGUUAAUAAACACGCAAUUCUGUCGUGCAUUGGUAAGCCUAAUUUUGGGUACAGAAAACCCAUAUUGGAGACUGAGUAGAAGUAACAGACACAUACACACAUGCAACUAAACCAAGAAACAAUAGAAGACUCACUGAACAGAACAGAACUGAAUGCCGGAACUCGCGCAAACGCAGAAAAAAACCGUGCCUUCCGUACCGUGGCAACGGCAAUUUUUUUUUAAUGGACUGCUUUGAUCAAUCGGUGUUGCAGUCAGUAGCAGGCUGUGCGUUUGCCAAGGGCAACCACGAGCAGAACAUCACACUCACACCAACGUACUUUGUAAUCGUCCGUUUUAGUAGUUGAUUUACUAGCAUUUUUGAAUGUGUUUUUCUACUCCUAAUUGAGAUUCUGAAAACAUGAAAUUUUCGAUGAAAAUCAGCGCAGAAGAAUGGUAGUCUAUCGAUUCGUGUUUUGUUUAGUUUUGCAGAUUUUUUUUUAGUUAGACAGAAAACAUUAUCGUUUAAGUGUUAGUUAUGAGAAUUGCAAGUGCGUCAACAUAUCUGUUUCCGUUUCCUUCUUGUUUAGUGUGAUUAUCGCUUUGCAGCAAAAUAUUUAUUUUUAGUUCAAAUUUGUUUGUAUUAAGUUGAUUAUGGUUAACCUAAUUUUUACUCUAGAUAGUAUUAUUGUAGCAGCAGUGUGUACAUUUUGUGUAUUUUAUGAUUGAAUGUUAUGUAGAUAAAACACUUGCACAUUAUUGCUUUUUUUUUAAUGAAUCACAACUUGUUUAACUCAAAACAACUGAAGUAAAUUUGAGGAAAACGAAACUUCCGAAUCCGUUGGACGGCAAUCCAAUCGUAACUGCGUAACUAUGAACUAUAUAAAAAAAACUCUAUGUAUUUGUGCACUAAGUGCAGACCUCCAAGCGAAAGAGUACUAAUUCUACACAUACUCUGAUUGUUGUCAGUUUUACAAAGGGUUCGUUUGGACAUCCGUGCAGCCAACUGUAUGUAGAAUGAAAUUCACUAGAUAAGACGAUAAACUGUUCCACCAUCAGUUGCGAAUCAAAAGUUUUGAAAAACAAAACGACAUAAUAAUAUAUAUAGGAAAGGAUGAUGGUUUCACAGAAAUAAAAAAGGAACAUCAACUCACAUCAGGUAGUAAGAAGUUACAAAAAAUGGUAAACAAAAAGAGGUGACGGAUAGAUAAGUAGGAAAGCAACCGACAGAGAGUGACACGUACCGGAAUGUUUUGUGCAAUCGGCUUUAACUCAAAUUUAAUUAGUUAUUUUUAUAUUAUUUUAAUCAUUAAACUUAGACCAACUGCAUACACCCAUACACUUUUGAUUGAGACACUUUGUCGGAUUAUUAGUUUUGUGGUAAAUAGGUAAAAACAACCCCCCCUAAUGUCGAUAUAUGAAAGCGAAGUUAAGCAUGGUUUAGCAAGCACUACUUGCCUGUAUAUUCUGUGUAGAUUGGUUUAUGAAAGUUGACUUAGAAACAAAAUACACGAAAAACAAGAAAAUGUGAUUUUCGCUUAAUAUACAACACUUUAUUGAUCAAAGGCAAAAAUGAAUAAUAUUUGAUGACUAACGUGAGAGAAAAACAUAGGAAAAGUAUAUUAUUAUGUAGAGUAGAAUAAAACUCAACAUUGAAUGAUAAAUGUGA
This is a messenger RNA of Aedes albopictus (Asian tiger mosquito), 14560 nucleotides long. Its product is annotated as nascent polypeptide-associated complex subunit alpha, muscle-specific form. Gene Ontology annotation, biological process: negative regulation of transcription by RNA polymerase II. The coding region runs from base 2025 to 12590 and encodes 3521 amino acids. The record is from RefSeq and is a predicted model, not a curated record. Gene Ontology annotation, molecular function: protein binding; transcription corepressor activity. The transcript is spliced from 6 exons. Gene Ontology annotation, cellular component: nucleus. NCBI's taxonomy places the organism in Eukaryota, Metazoa, Arthropoda, Insecta, Diptera, Culicidae.